AUGGGAGUUGAGAAACCUGUGAAAACCACCAAGUCAAAACUAUCUAACAGAAGAAGGAAAAAGAGAAGAACAGAAGAUUUUUCCUCUUCUUCAGAAUCGUCAUCGUCAUCGGAAUCGGAAUCGGAAUUGGAAUCAUCUAAUGAGAGCAACAUCAACGAACAAGAAGACGCUCUACAAACUACAGAAGAUAUCGAGGAUAUUGAGCUAGAGUCAGAUUCGGAAAGUAGUAAAGAAAAUAAUAAAGCUCCUGACAACUUGACUGUUUGUCAAAAGCAACAACUUGAAACAAUUCCGUUUCCAAUUACAUCGAUAUCUAAUGUGACAAACACAAACACAGCAAGCGCUCUUAAAAAUAUAGCAGAUCUCACAGCAGUAACCAAAUCUGUUGAUGCGUCAAGACAGGAGAUGAACAACAAAUUUCUCAAACUAAUGACAAUGGAGUUUGAUGCUGAUUUGGAUGAAUUGCGGAAAAAGCCAGAUUUCAAUGAAAAAUCAUUGGUUGUGUUGGCAAAAACACUACAAUCAGGUGUAAAUAUGUUUGACUAUGAUGCAGUACAAGCACUCUUAAACUGA
Molecule: messenger RNA, 573 nt
Organism: Lodderomyces oxycetoniae
Lineage: Eukaryota; Fungi; Ascomycota; Pichiomycetes; Serinales; Debaryomycetaceae
Exons: 1
Coding region: 1-573 (190 amino acids)
Biological process (GO): ribosomal large subunit assembly
Cellular component (GO): preribosome, large subunit precursor
Source: RefSeq, a predicted model, not a curated record